AUAAUGCAUCACACGGAGUGAAGGGAAGAUGCGCACCUCUCCACCUCCCACACCCUCCCACGGUACGGCCGGUCAUUCUAAUACGCCGGUUAAUACAUGGAUAUGCGGCACGAAGGAUAAACUGUAACAAAGGGUCCGCGCGAUAUAUAAACUCUCCGGUGGAUCAUCUUCUCAGUUCGCCUCGCGUCUUCGGUCCUACAACAAUAUGAAUUGCCACCAGUUAGCCAAGUUGGUCCUGGUGCUGUCGUGCCUCGGCAGCGAUGUCCUCGCUGGUCUCUUGCCAGGCGGCGGUGUCGGAGGGUACCAGUAUAACCGACCUGGAGGCGGCGGAUUCGUCAGCGGCGGCAGCGGUGGAGGAUUCGUGAGUGGUGAUGCCGGCUUCGGAGGUGGCCGCGGCGGCAGUGACUUCGGCAUCGGCAGCUACAGAACUGGAAGACCCACCCAGGUUUAUGGUCCACCGGGCGGCGGAGGCAGCGACGCUUUUGGCAGGCCAGGUGCUGGGGGCGUGUUUGGAGGACCAUCAUCGUCCUACAGAUAUCCUCAAUUCGGUGACGGUGGUAGCGGUAGUUACCAGGACAGCGGCGCUGGAGGAUAUCAAGGAGGAUUCGGAUAUGGCGGGCGUGACUCUGGCAGGCCGCAGCCGUACAGUUUCCAAUACGAAGUCGUCGAUCCGCCGAGUGGUAACGAUUACGCUCAACGAGAAAGCAGCGACGGCAAUGUUGUUCAAGGUGAAUAUAGAGUCCUGUUACCGGACUCGAGGACGCAAAUCGUCCGCUACAUGGCUGAUGAUGUAAACGGAUACAACGCAGACGUUCAAUACGAGGGACAAGCUCAGUUCCCCCGCGGAGGCGGCCCGGGAGGAUAUCAAGGAGGUGGUUUCGGUGGCGGCUAUCAAGGAGCUAGAGGAGGUUACGGUGGGCCCGGAGGCAGUUUUGGUGGAGGCGGCUUUGUUGGAAGCGACGGAGCCAACAAUCAAUAUUUACCUCCACAUAACACUUAUCGCAAAUAAUCAACGUCCAACACGAGCUCUAUCUUGCCAAAAUAUGACAUAUAUCGCGCGCACUUUCGACGACAACCAUUACAGACCUCCCUCGUUUACGGCUUCUAUUCUGAGAUACUGCAACUCCAUUCCCUCUCUGCCCCUUUUCUACAUAUAUAU
Molecule: messenger RNA, 1159 nt
Organism: Harpegnathos saltator (Jerdon's jumping ant)
Lineage: Eukaryota; Metazoa; Arthropoda; Insecta; Hymenoptera; Formicidae
Product: pro-resilin
Exons: 4
Coding region: 206-1009 (267 amino acids)
Cellular component (GO): extracellular matrix
Source: RefSeq, a predicted model, not a curated record